This is a messenger RNA of Aspergillus welwitschiae, 372 nucleotides long. RefSeq lists its product as uncharacterized. Bases 1 to 372 code for a protein of 123 amino acids. NCBI's taxonomy places the organism in Eukaryota, Fungi, Ascomycota, Eurotiomycetes, Eurotiales, Aspergillaceae. The record is from RefSeq and is a predicted model, not a curated record. The transcript has a single exon.
AUGUCCAGUUUCUGGAACCCCACCAACAUCCCCACCAGCAGCAGCCACCACCACCACAAGAGAAGGUGGAGAAACAAAGGCAAACAGCGAGAACAAGACACAAUACCACUAUUUGGGUCGUCGACACCGGCACCCCAUCGGCAGAGAUCGUCAUCCUCAAGAUCUGACGACAUCGUACUCGUCCGUCGCAAGGGCAGUCCGCCAUGGUGGUGGCUCUUGUGUACGAAAGGGACCAUGGGAAUUACGGUCAUGAGGGCUGUCAGGGACGAGCACGGCGCUCGUCGUCCUCGCGGUCAGCUGGUGCUCGAGCCACUUCUUGAGGGAAAAGUGGCAAGUUUCUUCCCGACAAAGUUGGUGGAUGUGGAGGAGUAG